UUCAUGGUUCAAAAACGCCAAAAAAAAGAAAAAUCUCCUCGCCAGACCGAACUUGAAAACGCCACAAGUGGCAAAAUCUGGCGGAACCAACAGCCAUCUGGCAGCACUGACUGACUGACUGACUGACUGACUGACAAACAGACAGACUUACGGUCUUGGAGAGGAACCGAGCGAACCGAGGACGAGAGAACGACGGCUAGGAGGAGAAGGAAAAGAAGAAGUCCAGCGGAGACCAGAACGAGAAGACGAAGGAACCGCCAGAUCCCGAGGAGGAACGAGAGGAACGAGACGACGAACUGUGCCAGCCGGCCAGCCAGCCAGCCAGCCAGCCAGCCAGCGAGCGAGCGAGCCACCCCACUCAGCCAGGCAGCCAGUCAAGGAUGGCAAGGGCGAUCCAACGAACGAGCGAGCGCAGACAAUCUCAUCCCGAGAACCCCCUCCCAAUUACGAUUCGUCUCAGCGGGUGACCAAGGAGGAUCAGCAUUUGGGUGGUGUCGCCUUUUUCCCGCCCCUUGGCCCGCCUUCUCGCAUCGCCAGUCUGUCAGUGACCCCUGAGUCAAGGAGUGAGUGAGUGAAUGAGUGAGGACCUGUCGUGGCCCAAGCCUAGUCCUUGUUCCUAAGUGCGUACCGGUGCUAAGUGGGCGGUGCUUGAGGGAUCUAGGGCCGGAGUGACAAGCCUCUGUUUUUGGCCUCUCCCUACCAGCCAGCCAAGCAUCCAUACCCUGUGACUGUUGACUUGAGGCCUGGUUUACUGACCUCUUAGAGGAGUGGCUCCUACGUCCUCCGUCCCACGUCCUACUCCUUGAUCAUUGAUUGGGGGCCUCUCUCUCUCUCUCUCUCUCUGACUGGGCUGAACCAUUGAACCGCGGUGGUUCAGUCCGAGACAGACUGUCCGGCUCAAUCCGGUGGGCGGGCGGGUGGGCCAGUGAACGCACUUGAGAGACCCGAUCAUUGCUGAUAAGUGGGCCUGGCCCAGGUGAUCCCUGUUUCGUGAUCGUGCGAUCCAUGUGGUGGAAGACGAAAGGCAGGUUGAGGGCCGGAUAGCCAUUAACUUCGGCCGUGGCCCUGUCCAGCCUGUCCAGGCUCGAUUGCUGAGCCAGUUACACUCACCAAGGGUGUGGGUUGGAUUGACUUAUCAGUCAGAUACGCCCAUUGUUUUGCACCAUGUCAAGCGGCAAGAAACAAGGCACGAGAGUCUUCAAAAAGGGCUCGCCCAAUGGAAAAAUCACGGUCUACUUGGGCCGCCGAGACUUCGUGGACCAUAUCAGUCAUGUGGAUCCCAUAGAUGGUGUGGUCUUGGUGGAUCCCGAAUACUUGAAGGACCGCAAAGUGUAUGGCCAUGUGUUGGCUGCCUUCCGUUAUGGUCGAGAAGACCUGGAUGUAUUAGGACUGACCUUUCGUAAAGACCUCUACUUAGCUUCGGCCCAAAUCUACCCGCUAGAAGAAAAACAAAAGCGGCCUUUAACGCGGUUACAGGAACGACUGAUCAAAAAACUAGGCGAUCAUGCCUAUCCGUUCUUUUUUGAACUUCCCCCUCAUUGUCCGGCUAGUGUCACGCUUCAGCCUGCCCCCGGUGAUACGGGCAAACCCUGCGGCAUAGAUUAUGAACUCAAGGCAUUUGUGGGUGAGACGGCGGAGGACAAGCCUCACAAGAGGAACUCAGUGCGUUUGGCCAUCCGGAAAGUGAUGUAUGCGCCUAGUAAACCCGGAGAACAGCCAUCCGUAGAAGUCAGCAAGGAAUUUAUGAUGUCUCCGAGUAAAUUGCAUUUGGAAGUUUCUCUAGACAAAGAAUUGUACUACCACGGUGAGACGAUUUCCGUCAACGUUCAUAUUCAAAACAAUUCGAACAAGGCCGUCAAGAAGAUCAAGGUGUCGGUGAGACAGUUUGCCGACAUAUGUCUCUUUUCAACAGCACAAUACAAAUGCACCGUGUCCGAAAUUGAAAGCGAAGAUGGCUUUCCGCUUGGCUCGGGAUCCACGUUGAACAAGGUGUACACAAUGGUACCACUCUUGGCCAACAACAAAGACAAGUGGGGCCUGGCCCUUGAUGGACAACUUAAGCACGAAGAUACCAACUUGGCUUCUUCGACUCUAGUCACGGAUAUGGCCCAAAAAGAAAACUUGGGCAUAUUAGUCCAAUACAAGGUGAAGGUGAAGCUCUUCUUGGGGUCCUUGAGUGGCGAAUUGGUGGCUGAACUUCCGUUUACGCUCAUGCAUCCUAAACCGGACGAUACAGACCGUCCUUCAUCUUCCUCCGGAUCCCACAAAUCCACAGACCUAAGCGCUAAGGAAAAUGGCGAGAACAAUGACCCGGCCAUUGACACCAAUCUAAUACAGCUUGAUACUGAUGUUACGGCGUGUUACGCAGACCAAGAUGAUGACAUCAUCUUUGAGGAUUUUGCCCGUCUAAGACUAAAAGGAGAAACCGAGGCAUGAUAAAAAGCAAGUUGGGAACUAGCCAGAUCUUCAAAUGCUUCAGUACAAGGCAAAGAUUCAUAUGUUACAUAAUAGCCAAUCGUGUUGUUAAAAAUGAUGAUCCAGGCGACGAUGGAACGUCAUCCGCAUCAAUCAUCAUAACAAGAGAUAAUCAGACCUAAGAAACCAAGAAAGCGUGCUACCUAGCAUUUUUCCUUCUCCCUUUCUUCCCUUUCUCUGUUCAGCCACUUAUCAUUUGGAAACUUUGUCCCAUUACAAUUUAGCAACAUCAAAACGGGUGUUUUAUAGUGCGUGGAAUCGUGCUAGCAAAAUAGGAAAUGGAGACUCCGACUAUUGAGGAAGAAUUUUCCCGCCAGAAAAUCGCGUUGCAUUUAGGCAUCUUCUGGGCGUCUUCACGGACCCAAAUAUCCCAAUUGGACGUUUCAGAGACUUUCUGGUUUUUCUAUUCCUCGGUUUCCCGUUCUCCCUGUCUCUCCUGCACUCUUUUCUCCGUCUCUUUCUAUAUAUAGAUCAAAACUAUAUAUUUCCAUGCAGUUUGUUAUACUACGCAAAAUCAGGAGAAUUCGGCCUGACCAUAAAACAAUCAUAAUAUCCUAUAAUACCGCCAAACCCCUAUUGUCAUUGUUGUUAACAGCAACAUUUACAAAUGCCAAUCAAACCACCAAUAUUUAUCCAUGUUUUGUACAUGAAACCAACACAACUUACCGCAGCAUCUGAUCCUCCCUCCUCAACUACCACUAGUCCGAUCAUAGCCCAUCUGGAUGUACUUUAUUGUCGGAAUACAUGUCUAAUUGAACACCAAAUGAAAAAGCCAUCCUCCCCUCUACGAAAAUUAAAUUUAUACCCCACCCCCCUCAUAUUUGUCGGGCCAACAAUUUACAAUGUAACAUUUCUGAUUCAGUCUUUGCCAUAUUUAUCAAGAUCAUUAUUGUUUCUAUGAUAUACUACCUACAAGCGUCAUCAUUUGAUUGUAUUUUUGCUCGAAUUGCUUCGGUUUCCAAUCUGAUUAGGCCUGGUCCUUUCACUGAUUUGCCAAUAAAGUUCUACCUUACUGUC
Tigriopus californicus is the source of this 3492-nucleotide messenger RNA. RefSeq names its product beta-arrestin-1-like (gene krz). Gene Ontology annotation, cellular component: cytoplasm. NCBI's taxonomy places the organism in Eukaryota, Metazoa, Arthropoda, Copepoda, Harpacticoida, Harpacticidae. Gene Ontology annotation, biological process: signal transduction; G protein-coupled receptor internalization. The record is from RefSeq and is a predicted model, not a curated record. Bases 1165 to 2436 code for a protein of 423 amino acids. The transcript is spliced from 10 exons. Gene Ontology annotation, molecular function: G protein-coupled receptor binding.